Notothenia coriiceps (black rockcod) is the source of this 2235-nucleotide messenger RNA. RefSeq names its product calcium-binding protein 39. Gene Ontology annotation, biological process: intracellular signal transduction. The transcript has 5 exons. Lineage: Eukaryota; Metazoa; Chordata; Actinopteri; Perciformes; Nototheniidae. The record is from RefSeq and is a predicted model, not a curated record. Gene Ontology annotation, molecular function: protein serine/threonine kinase activator activity. Bases 52 to 549 code for a protein of 165 amino acids.
CGGUAGCAGUUCUACGACUUCUUCUGGUCUACAGUGGCUUGUCCACUCUUCAUGUCGAUUCGGAUCAGCAUGCGCCACUUUCAAAGACCUCCUCACAAGACACAAGCUACUGAGUGCAGAGUUUCUGGAGCAACAUUAGACAGAUUCUUCAGUGAAUAUGAGAUCAGCUACUCCACUCUGAGAAAACUACGUGACUUAACAAGGCAGUCCCUCAAGCUACUGGGCGAGUUGCUUCUUGACCGACACAAUUUCACCAUAAUGACGAAAUACAUCAGCAGGCCAGAGAAUCUCAAAUUAAUGAUGAACCUGCUACGGGACAAGAGCCGCAACAUCCAGUUUGAAGCUUUCCACGUUUUUAAGGUGUUUGUUGCGAACCCCAACAAGACGCAGCCCAUCCUGGACAUCCUGCUGAAGAACCAAACCAAACUCAUCGAGUUCCUCAGCAAGUUCCAGAACGACAGAACGGAGGACGAACAGUUCAACGAUGAAAAGACUUACCUGGUCAAACAGAUCCGGGACCUGAAGAGGCCGGCCCCCCAGGAGGCCUGAGGAAAAGGCUGUAGAGGUGGGGUGAGAGGGGGGGGAAGAAAACAUCCGGACAAAGUCUGCUUAACGGACCCAUCAGCAGCCGGUUUCUGAACAAGAGGAAACAAAACCAACGCACCCACAUCAACUCAUCAGGAAGUCGACAGCUCCUCUGCUCCUCUGUGAACUUUGAUUUACUUCUUUUUCUUUUUUUUUAAGUAUUUUUCCUUCAAAAGAAAUAAGAGAAAAUAAUAGAUGCUGCUGCUUUUCUUUCUUGCACAUUGAGACAUGUUAGGUAUAUUAUGAUGAAAGAAGUCCAUCGAACAUAGUGUGACAGAAAAUGUCCGUGCAGUUAGGCAGACUUCCUGACACACAGUUUUACACACAUAUGUAUUACAUUAAAAACAUACACACAUAAUGCAAGAACAUCAGCUAAGACCUUGUGAUGGAAAUGGUACGAGUUGAACAUUUGGUGUGUUGGUUGCAUGCCUUGAAAUGUGACAUGGCUGUACCCAGCGCCACAGACUCGGCGUGCACGUGCAUCACAUCUAUGCCUUCAUCCAAUAAAGACACGGUGGUUCAUUUUCAGCGAUUCAGAUGCCAUCACAGAACCAUUGACCUCCUGUGUGCUUUCUUACAGCACCUAAAGCACAUGAUGAUGAUGAGGAUGAUGAGGAGCAGGAGGGAGGGGUGUAAAGGUGUGGAUUCAGUGAAGCCCCCAGAGUUGGGUUUUUCUGGGAAAGGGUGAUCGUGUACAUAUGCCUUUUCUUUUUUUUUUGCUUUGUAGAUUUUUGUUGAACCUUGACAUAUGAAUAUAUAUUAUAUAUAUAUUACCUUAAACAUCCCGUUGUUGGUUAAUUGUAAUCUUAUGACUUUCUAAACCAUACAAAAAGAAGUUAGGUGACAUUGUUUUACAUUUUGCUGCUGAAAUGGUUGCUGUUGGGUUUAUUUGUUCAUACAGGCUCACAUUUAGCUAACCGAUAGGAUGUCAUGGUAUUAGCUCUGGAUGUGUUUUAUUCUCCCGUCUACAUUUUGAGUAUCUCUCAGAUUGCUGAACAUGUGUAGAAGAGGGGAGGGAGGGGUUUGGGGGAGCAUUAACUGAAACAUUAAAGUUGUGUGUUUGUGAGGUGCUGAGCGGAGUCGAGGGGAUUCACCCCCUUCCUCUAUUUCAUUAACUUGAUACUCUCACCCACUUUGCUUCUGUCCUGGGAGAGCAGCGAGCCCCACAGAGAGAGUGUUUCAGGGGUGAACUCGUCAGCACCAUUCUUACUUUUCCCUCCUUCUCCUCACGUUGAGCCUUUCUUUUCAGAGGGUUAAUAAUUCCAGUACAGGUUUUUAGUGUAAAGCAUCGUGACUAGCGGACUAAUCUGGGCAUGCUGUAAUGUCCUGAUGGUGGAAACGGCAGAUGUGUUCAUUAACAGCAUGUCAUUAAAAGUGCAAGUAAGGAAAUAUCCGUGCGAUACUCAGAGAGCCGGCAGUCCCUCCAUCCGCAUCGAACAUGCAUGCUCCUCCACUGGCUGUGCAUGAUGCUGUACUAAAAGAUGUUGUACUGGAAUUGUUUCUUUUUUCCUAGUAUUUAACAUUGAAAUGUCAAACUAAACUUUCUGCUGUAUGUUGAGGCCAGUUUCAGCAUAGAGCGUGUGGGUGCGUUCAGAAGUGUCAAAGGCCUGAACAAAAUAAAGAACAAAAAAAACAUUUGGAAUAAAAUAA